Messenger RNA from Musa acuminata subsp. malaccensis (wild Malaysian banana), 718 nucleotides. RefSeq names its product elicitor-responsive protein 3. The record is from RefSeq and is a predicted model, not a curated record. Lineage: Eukaryota; Viridiplantae; Streptophyta; Magnoliopsida; Zingiberales; Musaceae.
AAGCCGGCCAUUUCCACCCGUCUCUGCUCAAAGAAUAGGGAUGGUUCGUGGAAAGCUUGAAGUGCUCCUCGUCGGAGCCAAGGGCCUCGAGAACACCGACUUCCUCUGUAAAAUGGAUCCUUAUGCGGUCCUCACAUGCCGGACGCAGGAGCAGAAGAGUAGCGUUGCAUCUGGAAAAGGCAGCGAUCCUGAAUGGCAUGAGAGCUUUGUGUUCACUGUUUCUGACAGUGUUCCAGAACUCACUAUUAAGCUCAUGGACAGUGAUACUGGCUCCAGUGAUGAUUUUGUGGGAGAAGCAACCAUUCCUUUAGAAGCAGUAUUUUUCGAAGGAAAUAUUCCUCCUACUGUUUAUAAUGUGGUCAAGGAUCAAAAAUAUUGUGGAGAAAUUAAAAUUGGUCUCUCCUUCAUUGCAGAGGAAACUCGCGGGAGUGAUUUCCUUGCCCAGAGAUAUGGUGGAUGGAAUGAGUCAUCCUGAAAGAUAUUUUCAUGCUCUAGUAAAAUCUUAAUAUAGCCAGAAUGUACACCAGGAUAUUUGGUUCCAAAAGGCAUUGUUCUAGGAGACAUUGUCCAGUCAAUAAAGCUACUAGAAAACUUAAAACAGGAAUGGGUACUUUCUAUGUCCCACUUCAUCGAUCGAUUAUUCACACUUUCAACUACUUGGGUCUAGUCUUUGGUUCGUUUAAUGUGAAAUGGUUGUUUCUGUAUCUUUUCUUUCUUA